Messenger RNA from Bicyclus anynana (squinting bush brown), 8051 nucleotides. It is a transcript of the gene Ca-beta, whose product is annotated as voltage-dependent L-type calcium channel subunit beta-2. Gene Ontology annotation, molecular function: protein binding; high voltage-gated calcium channel activity. Gene Ontology annotation, cellular component: voltage-gated calcium channel complex. The transcript is spliced from 11 exons. NCBI's taxonomy places the organism in Eukaryota, Metazoa, Arthropoda, Insecta, Lepidoptera, Nymphalidae. Bases 141 to 1739 code for a protein of 532 amino acids. The record is from RefSeq and is a predicted model, not a curated record. Gene Ontology annotation, biological process: neuromuscular junction development; regulation of voltage-gated calcium channel activity; calcium ion transmembrane transport.
CACUAUGAAUGUUUAGAUUUUGAACGUUAGUGCAUUACCUAUUUAUUCUAAACGUUGUCAAAGCAUGUUUGUCUGAUUACUUGUAUGUUUGUGUGUGUUGUGCUCUGCAUGCAGUCAGCAAGACUCCGCGGCACCGGUCUAUGAAACACUACCAGCCCUUGGGCUCGGCAGAUUCCAACUACUCGCAGCCAUCCUCGGAGCUGUCGCUGGACGAAGACAAGGAGGCUCUGCGCCGCGAGAAGGAAGCGCAGGCUCUCUUACAGCUGGAUAAGGCCCGAUCGAAGCCGGUGGCGUUUGCAGUCCGCACAAACGUCGCGUACGAUGGCACGCUGGACGACGACUCGCCCGUGCACGGCAGCGCCAUCUCCUUCAACGAGCGCGACUUCCUGCACAUCAAGGAGAAGUACGACAACAACUGGUGGAUCGGGCGGCUGGUGAAGGAGGGCGAGGACGUGGGCUUCAUCCCGUCGCCCGUGAAGCUGGAGGCGGUGCGCACGGGGCUGCAGGCGCGCGGCCGCUACCAGCGCCCGCAGUCGGCCGGCCAGCCGCUCCCCAGCCGAGGUAGCACCCCUCCCACGCCCGGUGAGGAUUCAGAUUCAGCCGGUAGAGGUCGCGGCGCAGGGGCGUUACCUGCCAGUAAAGAAAAAAGAAAACCGUUUUUCAAAAAGCAGGAGGCUUGCACGCCGUACGACGUGGUGCCUUCGAUGCGACCCGUGGUCCUUGUGGGACCCUCGCUCAAAGGUUAUGAGGUCACAGACAUGAUGCAGAAGGCAUUGUUUGACUUUCUUAAGAGACGCUUUGAGGGCAGGAUCAUCAUCACCCGGGUGACCGCGGAUAUAUCGCUGGCGAAGCGCUCCUUGCUCAAUAACCCGCCAAAGAAACCUAUUAUGGACCGAACCAAUUCGAGAACCAAUUGCCUGGCCGAAGUGCAGACAGAAAUCGAGCGGAUAUUCGACCUGGCGCGGACGCUUCAGCUCGUGGUGCUGGACUGUGACACCAUCAACCACCCGUCGCAGCUGGCCAAGACCUCACUGGCGCCCACGAUUGUCUAUUUGAAGAUUUCUAGUCCAAAAGUGCUGCAGCGGCUGAUAAAGUCGCGCGGCAAGGGGCAGAGCAAGAACCUGUCGGUGCAGAUGGUGGCGGCGGAGAAGCUGGCGCAGUGCCCCAACGAGAUGUUCGACAUCGUGCUGGACGAGAACCAGCUGGAGGAGGCGUGCAGCCGCAUCGCUGAGCAUUUGGAGAAAUACUGGGCGGCGACGCAUCCCCCGGUGGUGGCGCCGAGCGCGCGUACGCCGCACGCGCCGCUGCCGCACGCGCAUCCGCACGCCGCUCCGCACCCGCACUCGCAGCAGGCGCAACCUGAACCCUCAUCGCAUUCCGGAGGACACCGCGAGAGGUCCGACUCUUACAGCUAUGAGAGAGGGAGAGGUAGAGCACGAGUCCCACGACCGGAGAGACUGGAGGAGGAAUACUACCCGCGGGACCACUACCAGCGGUAUCCUCGCGACUACCCCCGGGAGUACCACGAGGGGUACGCCCACGACUACCCGCACGGAGACCCGUAUGAGAGAGAGCGGGAAGCGUACGGGCACGACUACACGAGGGACUACCCGCGGGACUACCCGCGAGACUAUCCCCGGGAGAGGGAGUACCCGCGGGAGGAACGCGGGGCGAGGCCGCGGGACCGGGAGACUUCGGAAGAGUAUGGCGCGUCCCGCCGCGCGCUCAACGCCGUGUAAUGGUACCAACAGACAUCGAUCUCGCGACCGCUUAUUUGUCGGCUCUAAUUCGGACAACCUAAUGGUUGAGAUUUUAACCCAAUUGAAAGUUAUUUGCAUUAUGUCUACACCGAUAACUUCUCCGGUUCACAAUUUUCUAUUCACAAGAUGGUUUGUUUAACCUGAUACCUAAUGAUAUAACUCGUACCUAUAUCAAGUAGGGGAAAAGUAAUGCAUUGACUUACGGUAGAUGGCUGUAAUGUAAGUAAUGUCUAUAUCUCGCAAAGAAUCCAUCAUCCAUCAGGGUUUCUCCCUGAAAAAUUCUUUGCUGUCUUAAUUAGGUUAGGAAACAAAAUGAUGUAGGAUAUUUGAUCGGACAAUCUAAACCAAGUUAAAUAAAAUCUUGAAGUUAACGUAAAAAUAAUGGAUUUCUUUUUCGUCCACCUGAUAUUUUAGUUAAGGAAAGAUAGAUUAAAUAGGGCCAUUAUUAUGACAUAAUAAUUCAGAGUCGGUUCAGGAUAGUAACAACUGUACGCAAUUUGCAAAACAUCAAUAAUUAGGAUCAUUUCAAUUUGUCCGAAAUAGAUCCACAGUUCUAUAUCUACAAUCUACAUAGAUAUUUUGUCUUUAGUCUGAUUACCAACUACUAACUGGUCGGAAUUGUCUGUUGAUACUAUAACACUUUUCUUUCAGCUCCGCAAUGUAUCUCUACCCGGUUUUGUCAGUAUUUCCGUGUUAUAGCGCUGUUGCUUUGAUUUUAUCGCCAGUGAAGCUAGUGAGAGGGGUGGCUGCGUCACUGUAGGACCCUUGCGCACUGUAUUACCAAGCUUGUGACUUUGUGUUACUAAAAGAAGCAAGCUUUGCCAUUGAAGUUAAUUUAAACCAUUUUUUCCCAACUUGAUCCAAUCAAGACUCCCAAUGGUCUAAUUGACGUGGCAACAAAUGAGGGUUCACAAUUCGUAAGCGGGUGUCCAUGAAGUUUUAUCUAGUUCCAUACCGAAUGGGAAGUUUUUUAUUUAGAACAAGUGAGUACUUAUUGGCUCCUUGCGUCGUGUUUGGUUUGUUAUUGGUUUGUGCUACAUCAAAAAACCAAAAACAUAUUGCACUCAAGGAAUUUAAGAUAGACAUUACAGCUUGGUUAUACAGAGGUGCUUAAUCGAUUGUACACAAAAUUAAAUUGACACGAGUAAAUGUAGUUCUAUCCUCUACAACUGGGUACAGUAAGAUGGGGAUGGAAACAAUGAUAGAUCAGACAGACUAAAGCCCGGUCGUUCAGAGUUUGCGUUUCUGACAGGUCUCAACGCAAAGUCUGCGCGGCUAGGCUUUAUGGUUUGUGUACAAUUGACGGAGCACUGGUGGCUCCAGGGUAAAGACGUUGCCAGACCACAUUAGUGACGUUUUAGUAACUGGCAUCAGGGCACCAAAAUCCAAUAGAAGUCGAGUUGAUAUAAUUGUUGUUUCCGUGUACUCACGCGUUUGCUGACGCUCUCUAGUGUACCGUUGGAUUGACUGUUUAUUUUCUGACUACUACGAUAUGUUUACUUUUGAAAGCGAUUCUGAUUCAUCCCAUAAUAAUCCUAAUGCUAUGCUAAUGCUAUGGAAUUGUGAAAUAAAAAAUUAGAUGCUCAGAAAAACAAAUUAAAAGAAUCUUAGAAGUAGUAGAUAACAUAAACCGUGGUCAUAUGGACAUACAACAAGGGAUCGGGGUAAUUGAGAAACAUAAUAAACAAAAUUGCUUCUUUUCUCUAAUACUUCUACUGCAGAGUUAUCAAUUCAAAUUUUAAAUGAUCUAAACUUUCCUACUUCAGCAGGGCUAUUUUGUAACGAUGUUUCAUAGAGCUUGCAAGUGUGAGUUUUGAAAGUUAAAGAUAAAAUAUAUGAAUUUGAAACUCUAACUUUCGAGUUAUACAGAACAUCGUUACAGAAUAGUCCCUCCAGUUUCUUAUUGUCGAUCGCGGAUAAAAUAGCGUUAUCAAUCGGAAUCGCUUUCAACAAUUAUUGCAUGUCGUGAUGUGAUUGUAUAAGUGUUGAAUGUACAUACGAUGUAGAGAUUGUGAUCGUAUCGGUGGGAUACAUUGCGGACCGGUACGCACGUGGUGCUUCGGUGACGGAUUGUUUUGCGGUUUUUUCGUAUAUCUCAUAAAGCUCGGACUAUACGCUCAGGUGACACCCCGGUUUGAUUAUGUGCAGUACACAUGGGCAAUGCGCGAAAAUCUGUUACAUUACAUACCUACAUCUUAUUAAGUUUAUUCGAAAGUUAUUUAUUGUGCUUGCUUUACAAAGUAAGCUUGUACCAUCUUUCAUAACUGAAUGAACGGGCGAUUAUAAUUUAGUAAUUCAAUUUAAAAUCAAUAAAGUUAUUCGAAUCUUCGAAUGAAGCGACUCAUUUAAUAAUGGUCGAACUUCACUAUGUCCGUUUAAUCUUAUAUAAUUAGAAUUAAAAUAUUUUGGAAAGCCUGCAACCAUCUCUAACGUAGAUGACAUACAGAUUUUAGUUUCUGCUUCGGAUGAAUUUGCUUUGACUCCGGUACUAUGCUUAUAUCACCACACUUUUACGUCAAGCGUUCAAUCAAUUAAAAUGUGUGAACUAGAAGAGAUUUACAUAGUUUAAAUUUAAAGAAACAGUAAGUUAUAAAUAUUUUAGCGCAAAAAACCGGACCGGAGUGCAACCGGAACGUGCAGUCCGAGCGUUAUUAGCAGCGACGCGUUCGCAGCUUUUCUAUAAAUUGUUUCUAUUUGCUGAGCUUAUCGGCACGCUUCUGCGGAGAGCGGUGUAUAAAUUAUUGUAUAUGGAUGGUCUGCUUGAGUUUCUUUAUUAGGGUUAUAAGAAUUAAUAUUGUCUCUAUUCCGAUUGACCUGUUGAUGUUUGACCGAUGUACUUCGGACACUCGGUAGCAGUUUGUUGGGAAAUAAUAAUGAUAUCUAUAUUUUUGGUGGGGAUUUUAUUGCAUACAACGCACUCUUUGGCGACUUUUGCCCAUUUGCCCAUUUGCCCAAGAAGAAAAGAGUUUUUUAGCAUACCUACUUGGUAUAGAGCCUCCCAACACGGUUAAUAAGAGUAUAAAAGGCCACUUUCCAUGUAUUAUUAUUUAGGGAAGCAUUUAUCAGAGUAAGAAGGUACCAUGAUUGAAAGCUUUUAUAGCGAGAAUUUGUACAAAUGCUUUGAUGUGUCAAGUUUUACGACUUUUUAAUGGUCAUGAAAUGGUAUUUGUGUAUGUUUUUAUUAUUUAAAAAAAAAGGUGACGCUGGAAAGAUCAACCAAGUUUUUUUUAACUACCUAACUAACAUGCGAUUUUUAUGAUGAAAUAAGUUAACGGCUUAAUACAAGUGAAAAAGUCUAAAUACGCCUAUAGUUUAGUAAUAGUUUGUUAACCGUUCGGGGUUAUUGAUCAUAAUUAUGUGUUCUUGUAACGCGUAAAGCAACUAAAUACCUUUCGAACUUAGCACGCUAUGUGAAGGAGGCCUCGGGCUACACGUAAAGACGGGUAAUUUUUUUGAAAAGUAUAAAAUAGAGCUUAAGUUGUAUGCAAUAAAAAAGAUACAAAAAUUUUCAGCCUGUAACUUGAGUAUUGAACUUAUUCGGUAAAAGAGGGUAAGGUAUCAAUUAUUGUUCUAAACACUAUUUCUUAAUGGACACACCACACUCAGAUGAGAAAAAAAAUAUUGGUAAAUUCGGUUCGUUUAAUAAAAAUUAAGUACCAACUUAGUUUGACAAAGAUCAUCCGAAGUCAGUCCGAAUGAUAAUCCAAUUUUCUAAAAGCACCAUAGUAUAGAAAAUUUUCACUUUCCGCUUUGCCUCAGUCACGGAUAUCGUUCAAAAUAUAACUCCACUGUGGUGUCUCCAUGAUUAUAACAUCGUACCUACUUGCCUUAUAUGAAACUUUAGCCAAAAAAUUAUUAACUCCAGUACGAGUUUGUAGACUUCGACAACGACAGGUUGAUGUCGAGUUCGUAAUUCAAAAUAAAAAAAAAAUUCUUUAUUCUCUUUUUUAUGUUUAAACUGUAUUCAGUGCAGAUUAACCUAAUUUAAAACAAAUCGAAAUAAGUUAUCGAGAUAUGCGAACUCGUACUAGAGUAACUGGGCCUUGAUUGUCUGUCGAUCUGUCACAACUUAUGUAAAAUGUGCUAUGAAUACGACUUCACCCAAGAGAUGACAAUUUAGAUUUUAAUGUUGUUUGUGUUUUAUGGCUUAAUAUAGUAAAAGUCUACAGAUAAAAAAUGCCAUUUACUGAAAAAUUACCACAAUGUCUAAAUUACGUUGACAUGACCCUUCGCUUCGUGGUUUUCACGUUUAAUCAAACCAUGUAGCAAACGAAACUACAUCGACACCAUUAUGAUUAGGAUUAAAGCAAUGAUUAUUGUGGACAUUCUUACUGUUUUUGUUUAGUACAAAAAUUCAUCGACAAGUUUCAAAUGUAUGUAUGAUUGAAAAUGAACAUCUACUUUAUAAAAAAUAAAAAGAAUUUGUCUUUGAAAGAAAGAAUAAGGUCAUAUUCUUAAUAGUAUAACUUUAAUGUCUGAAUACUUAUCUCUUGCAAGAAGUCUUGGUGAUUGCCAAUUACAUUUUGCACAUCGUUGUGAUUUCGAUAUCAUAUGUUUCGGCCCAAAACACCAAAACUAUUGUAUAAUAUAAUUAUUUCUAUUACUCUGUGCGUUUUUUAAUUUUAUUUUUCAACUUUCCAUUUAAAACGAAAAAGACGUUUUCAAUUUACCUACUUGUAAAGUUUAAGGAGGAAUGGAACUGUGACGUAAUUCAUGCCUUUGACAUUUUCGCAAUCGUGUUUAGCGAUAUGAUGUCACAAAUAUUAUGUCAAAUAUUGUGUAAAUCCCGACCUGGCUGUAGAAUUAAGAGUAGGUUCUGCAACAUUAGAACUUAAUACGAGUGUCCUUACUAGAACUACUUUCGAUAUUCAAACGAUUUAAGGAAACUUGUACUAAGACCUAUUUUUUAUUAUUUUAUUAUGAACAAACAAAUUGACAUUUAAUAUGAUGAUGAUGAUGAUCAUAUUUAAUAUGAUAAUGAUAAAUAACUUCCAAUUUAUUUAUCAACUAUCAAACUUCGAAUUCAAAACUUCAAGUUCAUACUUCAGAAGUUCAUUAGAAUGAACGUUUUCAAUUCGUCGUAGUUAAAUAGAUUAUUUGUAACAUAUAUGAAGUUUAAUUUUCUGACAAAAAAUUAUUAUUGAGUUGAAUUUUAAUUCUGUGGUAUUUAUUUUUAAGUUUACGGACGAAGAUUGGUAAUAAUUCUGUAACUUUUAUUAAUUAACAAAAUAGGGAGCUUCAAUUCUACAGCUCGGUCAGGUGUGAAAUGAGUUUAGGGUUUUGUUUAUGCAAGGGCGGGAAUGUGACGUGAUCUGUGUCUCGAGUGUGACCUUAAUGGUCCUUAUUAAACAUAGAUUAGGAUUUAAACCUCAAAUUUAUUCAAAGUAAAGUGAACUUUAAGCAGUAGUUAUUAGGUCCACUUUACUUUGAAGUAAAUAGAGCUUUAAAUCUUAAUUAAUGUUUAUGAAUAUGGGAGUAAAUUUGAAUUGCCUAACUGGAUAAUAUGUCUAUACAGUUGUUUGGCGGCUUAGCUGAAUAUUGGUGGAAGCAUAUUGGUGGUAGUUUUCUGCAAUAUGUGGUAAUUCUGUUACCUAAAGUGAAAACACAAUUACAGCUUUUGUCAAGUACAAAUUGAGCUUAGAGGUUCUAUGUAAAGAAUAAAAUACUAUGGUGUUAUUUUUAUCCUAACCCAUAUUCGGAAAUACCUAUACUGUAACACCACAAUGAGUAUGGCUGAUAUAACAACCAGAAAGUGUGCAGCUUUCUAAAGCUUAAAGCUUUAAGCUACAAAUUCAGAGCGGAACCUUUCCAAAACAGUUACUUUUAAAGUCGUGUUUCUUUUAUCAGGAUUUGAACUGUACUUACAUCAAAAUAUAGUAAAAUUACUUUAUUUAAAAAUUGUCUCAAUUUUAUAUUGACAUAAAAAUAAGUUUCAAAUAAAAUAUACCCAGAGGCACACUUAUCCGUCCUCUUUAAAAUGACGCGAGUAUAUUAAAGUUGGCGGAUAACAGUGCCUAUUAGUAUAUAUUUUCCGUGCAUACGAAAUGUUGCAAGCGCGUUCGUUACAUCAAAGAUGACCUCACUCGAUACACAGAGCGUCACCGAUACGUUAACUCGUCAAAUUGUAUGUUUUCAUGUUUGUAUGGAUAAUAUCAUUAUUUGUAAUUUUAGCGCCGUUAGAUAUUAUCAGUUCCCCAUUUUUCGAACAACUACAUACUCUUGUAAUUAUAAUGCAUCGUCUGUACUACAUUGUUGCAAUCAUUUGUAAAUAAAAAAUACUUUAUAUAUCUA